AUGCCGCCGCGCAAAAAAGCGAAAAGCCUUGCUGCAGGGGUCAGCACUCCUCAGAACAUCACCACGGCAGAUGCCAUGCCUUCCUUUCAAAAGGAUGUGCUGUCGAUUUGUGAGUCCAUUUUCGAGCUUCGACAUGGUCGUGUGUCCGAUGUUCACGAAAAGCCAAUCGGUCUCCUAGUCCCUGAGCACGGCUUGUUCGCUUGGCCGAUUUGUUAUGGAGGCACAUUUAAGGACAUCGCACAGAGGUGUUGGGAAGAUGGAGGAGACAAACUCCUCAAGAUGUCUGCUGAGCUUUGCAAUCGACUUGGACUUGUGGACAGUGCCGAUGUGGAUGACUUCAAGACCAAUUUUUGCAGAAUUGACGUUUGGCCACCGCAGCGAGGAGACAACUUUGAGACUUCAAUCCUCUCUUGGUCCUUCGAGGACGCCAGCUUUUGGAGAGGAAACUCGAUUUCAAUGGCCGAGGUCAUGACGUUUGUCCGCAGCAUUGCCAGUUCAAGAUUCCGCGAGGGGGAGACUAUCACAUUGAGAAUGCCAUGUGCCCCACUUCAGUCAGGGAAUCUUGCCUUGGGUUGCCUUUACUUCUCCGAUGGGAGCCAGAAGAGUUUGGCCGGCUUCAUCACUUGGGUUUCGAUGUGCUUGGCUUCGCAGUUGGAGAAGCACCAGGGCACGCUUGCCGACAAUGUCCAUUUGCAGACCUCCGCAGCCUCUCUGUUGAGAAUUCAAACGACUGUGAAAGGUUCCACGGGAUCCUCCGAUGAACUGGACAACACCAUAGCACGGAUAGUGAAACAGAAUGUGGAUGCAAAGGUGAUGCCGGUCAGUUCUCUCACCUGGGUUACCGUAUUACGCAGUUUGACGUCUGAGCCAACUGGUUUUGACGCCGCCAUGGCCAAGUAUAACAGCCACCCAGAGGUGGUCUCGUUUGAUUCUGGCUCUUCGGGCGCUAUCAGCUUGGACAACAGAAAGAAACAGGCUGUCAAGAACCUGUUGGAGGCCACGGACGCACAGGCCUUCGAAGAACUGGUGCGAAGCGCGCGCGAUAUUCCAUUUCAGUAUGGAGCAUUCGGAGAGGGCUUUUGUUGCAGUCCUGGCUUGUGGCUGAAUUCCUGUGGGCGGCUUGAUCCUUGCCCAGAGCAGGACCCAGAGCUUGCAAAGCAGCUUUCUCCUUUGCCGCAUGAGCCUUUCGUGACUUUGGAUUGGAAAUUGCCGUUGGAUGCACAGGGCCAGCUCAUUCUCUUUCGACGUGUCAAGUUCACUUUUGAACGGGUCACAGGCCUGAUUCCUUUGCACCAAAAGCGCAAAUACAGAAUGAACAGUGAGGAGCUCAACCGCGUGAGGAACAUGGUGGCACUCUUCAGCCAAAUCCUUCCUCAUUUGCGCGCACGUUUGGGAGAUGAUGAUGCCAACAAAUGGCAGGUGGAUGUAGAGACUGGCAUGGGGCGCGAUGAUGACAUUCUCAACUUGAUGCAGCUCCGUCCAACAGUGUUCUCACUGUCCAUGCUGUUGUCGCAUCAACGGCAAGCCAAAGAAGACAUGCGCGAGAGCGAGAAGAGAAAAGUCGAGACUGUUGAGACACAAAGAAAGGAAGUCUUGACAGCCCAAUGGAACUACUUCCUCGCUGCGUUGGAGAGGGACUAUGCUCAAAUGGAGCAAGUGCAUGCUGCGCCUGCUCAAGUGCGCCAGCGGUUGCAUGUCAAGCAGGUCGCGCACCAGGCCAAGAUUGUUGCAGCUGACCAUUGUCAAGUGCCCUUGGAUCGCGUGGCCACAGUGGGCUUUGUCGACUACAAUGUCCCAGUCGCGAGGCAAAGCAAGGCAGCCCAGACUUUGGUGUCUGCUAUGUCGAUCGCGAAUGACACAGGAGCACCCACGGCUACGCUCCCAAAGUCCAACAUGCUUCUGUUGCCGGAGGGCGCGUCGCCAAAUUCCGAUUUGAAGAUUGCAGAGAGGGUUCGCCCAUCGCCCGAGCAAAGCAGUGCUCAGAAGGGCUUGCAGCGCUUGGAGAUCUUGGUGGACUCGCUUGUCCGCUAUGUUCCCCUCAAGGAUAGCCCGUUGCUGAUCGUGAACUUCACUGGGUACGUGGAGGAGUUGGCGGCAGCGGUGCUCAACUUACGCAUACGUGGAUCUUUGUCAGGGGAUGGAGGAGGCUUUGACUAUGACCGGAACCUGUACUAUUUGUCACUCCACACCUUGGACUCAGAUAGUGGCGUAGCCUAUGCGCAGGGCAGGGAGCUGAAAAACAUCCCAGGGGCACAGUUUCUGAAGGCCAUCGAUAAGAUGAAUCUUGAAGUCUGCGUGCGGAAAGGAACGCAGAUGGUCCUUCAUCCAGACCAAGUCAAGCAGUGGAACAACUCUGGGGUUGAGUAUGCUGAGCAGUUUGCCGAAGUGCAGAAGAAACAUGACUCCAAAUACCUGGGCUUGUUGACCUCGAUUAUCUCUCAGCCUCAGGGAAGUUCAUCGCAGCUUGCAGCAGCAGCUCCAGCUGAUAUGGACGAGGGUGCAACUGCUGGCUCUGGUGCCACCGAAGAGCCAAUUCAGGAGUUGAACAAGUUCGAGUCAGUCGAGAAACUUGCAGAGGCUGAGAAGAUUGAAUACCGGUGCAUGUCCGAGGUUGCCGGGAUUGAGCUGCUCUUGUGUGAGUCCAAGAAGAUCUUCCUUGUUGCAGACAAGGAUCGCAUUGUGGCAAAGUGGACCAUGGUGGGUGGCUUCGGAACAGGGAAGCAGUUUGGCCUGAAAUCUAAGUAUGUUGCCAUCAAUGAGUCUGCUGGGGCUGGAGUCCCCAUUGAAUGGCCGCAAGGUGAUCGGACACUGGUUCAAAUAGAUCACAGCAGCAUCAGCCCUGAACACUCACAUGUCGAGGUGAUGAGCCUUUAUCGCCUGCUGACUCAUUUGGAACGAACCAAGAAAGUCUCAAAUCACAAGGUGUCCUACACAGAAGUGAAGCGAGUCGUUGAUGGAGGUUCUGCUGGCGCUGCUGAUGCCUUCACGGUGAAAGUGUCGGAUCCCCACCAGUACCAUUGCUUGUCAGAUGUGUCCAGGGCAACUACGUGCAAGAAUUGCUUCGCUCAGACGAUUGGUGCCAUUCGCAGCUCAACCUACCUUACUCCAGUAUUCAGAUGGAG
Molecule: messenger RNA, 3122 nt
Organism: Durusdinium trenchii
Lineage: Eukaryota; Dinophyceae; Suessiales; Symbiodiniaceae
Source: the annotation of a GenBank genome assembly